CUCACCUUGGUUGCUUAGUUACUGCGUCCCGGAGUGCUGCAGGUAGAAAGGCUUUAGCUCAACUCCAAGACACCCCCUCGUCCCCACCCCGCGACUUCCAUCCCCACUCUACGCCUCAAGACUGAUUCUAAGGUUCAUUCGCGAACAUGGUGACUGUAUUUUCAUGACAUUAUAAAUAUACCAUGGGAGAUAACAAAACUAACUCAAGAAGAAUGGAAGGAGUCAUGCUGGAAGCCUCAAACCUUCCUCUAGAAGUUGGGCAUUCUGAGAUAAUGGUUUCAGUAACUGGUGAACCACCUACUGCUACAGAGGAAGAAGGAAUAGAUAUGGAUACAAGUGUAGAAAUCAUCCCAGAAAUCAUAGAGCCACUCUCCCUCCCAGAUGUGUUGAGGGUCUCUGCAGUUCUGGAAGAUACAAUAGACCAGCUCUCUAUUCUAAACUAUGUCAUGCCAAUUCAGUAUGAAGGAAGACUAAGCGUGAAAAGCAAAGAAAUGAAUGUAGAGGGUAAAAGCCUAGACAAACCUCCAGUACAUGCAACAAUUUCAAAAAUACCUAAAGAAGGAAGCAAGUUGCCAAUAACCAGACAAGGAGGCCAAACUGCUCUGGAGUUUAACAAAGUGCAGGAUCUUGUCUUCAAACAACACUCAAGGCAGAGCAUAAUAACAACAGAGACAUUGAAGAAAAUUCAAAUGGACAGGCAAUUUUUCAGUGAUGUGAUUGCAGAUACCAUUAAGGAGUUUAAUGAUUCAGGCACUUUCACUAAUCUCCUGGCAGCUUUAAACAAAGAGAGGGAAAACAAAAUGCAUUUCUAUGAUAUCAUUAUCAGGGAGGAAGAAGGAAGAAAAAAGAUAAAAUCUCUUCAAAAACAGCUAGUUAAUGUUAAAAAAGAACGGCAAUUUGAAGUACAGAAUCGGAAUGAAUAUAUUGCUCACCUCAAGGAUCAAUUGCAAGAAAUGAAGGCAAAAACCAACUUGGAAAAUCAGUAUAUGAAAAAAAACACUGAGCUGCAGAUUGCCCAGACCCAGAAAAAAUGCAACAAAACAGAGGAACUCUUGCUGGAGGAGAUUGAGAAACUGCGGAUGAAAACUGAAGAAGAGAACCGGAUUCAUGGGGAGAUUGAAGUAUUCCUUAAAAAGGAGCAGCAGAAACUUGAGGAGAAGCUAGAAUUCUGGAUGGAGAAAUUUGAUAAGGACACAGAAAUGAAACAGAAUGAACUAAAUGCUCUCAAAGCUGCAAAGGCCAGUGACUUAGCACACCUCCAAGACCUUGCAAAGAUGAUAAGGGAGUACGAACAGGUCAUCAUCGAAGAUCGUAUAGAAAAGGAGAAGAGCAGGAAGAAGAUAGAACAGGAUCUCUUGGAAUUAAGAAGCAUCAUAAAGCUCCAGGCCUGGUGGCGAGGCACUGUGGUACGGAGGGAAAUUGGUGGUUUCAAACUGCCAAGGGACAAAGAUGAUAACAAGGAUUCAAAAGGUAAAGGCAAAGACAAGGAUAAGCGGAGAAGCAAGAAGUGACCAAGUUAUCAUUUGUCCUUUCCUCUGGUGUUCUGAAGAUGGGAAUGACGACGUGGAGGCAGAAGCACCUUGUCCCGUUAUAGAUACCUCGCCUGCAGGCUGUUUCUUAAGUCGACAUUCACAGAUAAAGCCUGCUUAUUUCGCUUUGCCUGUUAUAUUCGUUUUUAAAUUGUGAAUUAGGACUACAAUGAUUUAGGGCUUCCUCUUCUUUUGGAUUCUGCUGGAAAGAAGUAUUUCUGGUAGCCUUGUCAAGAUUCUUCUUGCUCUUUCUCACCAGAAUAAGAGUUCAGGGGCUUGGUUACAGCAAUGCAUUAAAAUUUUCAGUAAUUCCUGUCAUGUCUCUGAUUCUGAUUUUAUCCGAUUUGUCAACCUCUUGUGAAAAAGUGAAGUUCAGUAAGAAUUAUAAGGUGAUGUUUAUCAAGUUGUCUAUCAUAAUACAUAGGCAGUAAAAUUUUAAUAAAUGUUAAUUCCUGCCUGCCAUGUAGAUUAUCACUUUAGUGUCUUGUUUUUCUUUUUUGUGACAGGGCAAUUUAGAAACAGGAUCUCUCUCUAUUGCCCAGGCUGGCCUUGAACUCAGCCUUAAGA
Messenger RNA from Nycticebus coucang (slow loris), 2096 nucleotides. It is a transcript of the gene IQCG, whose product is annotated as IQ motif containing G. The record is from RefSeq and is a predicted model, not a curated record. The transcript is spliced from 11 exons. Lineage: Eukaryota; Metazoa; Chordata; Mammalia; Primates; Lorisidae. The coding region runs from base 183 to 1511 and encodes 442 amino acids. Gene Ontology annotation, biological process: sperm axoneme assembly; cilium organization. Gene Ontology annotation, molecular function: protein binding. Gene Ontology annotation, cellular component: cytoplasm; sperm flagellum.